This is a messenger RNA of Neurospora hispaniola, 528 nucleotides long. RefSeq lists its product as uncharacterized. The transcript is spliced from 4 exons. NCBI's taxonomy places the organism in Eukaryota, Fungi, Ascomycota, Sordariomycetes, Sordariales, Sordariaceae. The coding region runs from base 1 to 528 and encodes 175 amino acids. The record is from RefSeq and is a predicted model, not a curated record.
AUGGCAAGCAAACCCAACAUCUACAUUGUGCACGGCGCAGGCUACUCCGUCAUGUUCAGCCAGUUACCUAGAGGUACCGUGGACGGAACCGAAGUGCCCUUCGCCGCUAUUCCAGAACGACGCGGCCUUGCGGACCUAAUUCUUGUCGGUCACUCCUCAGGCGGUCGUGUUACCACCGGUGCCGCCGAGGGCUUAGACGCCACCAGUCGCAGGAGGCAGGCCAUGGACGUCCUUACUGAUCUGCCGGAGGAAGAACAGCAACACUGGGGUGUACAAAACGCGCAUACUACUGUUGGCUUGUUCGACACGCCCUCUACUUUGAGCGUUGAAGCAAUGGGAUCCCUUGCUCGUAUAUUUACUGCGAGAUGGAUAGCUGCGAAGAAGAUUGAUCUUGACUGUGGCCACUUUCUGUAUGUGAGCAUGGUGAAGGAGUUGCUCGCGGUGGUGGAGGAGCUUCUUUGCGUAAUGGAAGCCCGAAACGGCUGGGUGGACACUCCGCAUAAGUCGCCGCCUGGGUUGUUACAAUGA